Molecule: messenger RNA, 2822 nt
Organism: Aspergillus sclerotioniger CBS 115572
Lineage: Eukaryota; Fungi; Ascomycota; Eurotiomycetes; Eurotiales; Aspergillaceae
Product: OPT family oligopeptide transporter
Exons: 2
Coding region: 189-2609 (806 amino acids)
Cellular component (GO): fungal-type vacuole membrane
Molecular function (GO): oligopeptide transmembrane transporter activity
Source: RefSeq, a predicted model, not a curated record
UGCGCCUCCAUCGCGUUAUCUUUUUCCAGUCAUCCUCGCUUUUUCUUAUCUCCCCGCUUCCCUCGCAUGCCCUUGCGUGAUGGCUCGUUGACCCGCCCAUCCCUUCUUUGUGUGACAGGAGAGCCACCUCUCUUGCGGGCUCGACUCAUUCACGGCUACGGCAUCCGAUGAACUACCAAUCCAUCACCAUGGCAGGCCAUGCCUCCGACGGCGACCGGCAACAGGAUGAACCAGCCCGAGAUGGCUCAUCGCCCAGAUCCUCAGUCGACCAUGAUGGACGGACAGCCUACGCCCAUAUUUCCCAGCCCUCCGCCACCUCCCCUCAGAGCUUCACCUCGCGAUCCUUGCUCGUCGGGUUGCUAAUCGGCGCUCUCAUCACCUUCUCCAAUACAUACUUCGGCCUGCAGACAGGAUGGAUCAGCACCAUGGCCAUGCCAUCCGCCCUGAUUGGGUUCUCCGUCUUCAAGGUCCUAUCGAAACAUUUAUCCUACCCUUUCACUCCCAUCGAAAAUGUUCUCAUACAAACGGUAGCAGGGGCGGUGGGGACCAUGCCGUUGGGUUGUGGAUUUGUUGGUGUCAUCCCCGCCUUGGAAUUUCUGAUCAAAGACGGAGAAGAUGGCCCCUCGGGAGAUGGCGGCACCGGAGAGGGCGGGCCUCUGAAGCUGAACUUUUGGAAGCUCGUGGUCUGGAGUCUGGGAGUCUGUCUGUUCGGGGUUGUUUUUGCCGUUCCUCUAAGAAAGGAGGUGAUUGUUCGGGAAAAGCUCAAGUUCCCGAGCGGAACAGCCUCGGCGCUGAUGUUGAGGGUGCUUCACGGAAGUGGACAGGGUGACGAGAAGGCCAAGGCGAGGGCGGGGGACGUUGAGGGUGUUCCACAACGUGAGGAAGUAUAUGAAGAGCCUGCUCUGGCUCAUGAACCCGGGGAAAGCGGGCCAUUGCUCAAGAAGACUGACUCCAGUCAUUUGGACAAUGACCAAAAGGACUGGAGAUCCAAGAUGCGCCUCCUGGUGGGCGCCUUCGCGGUUUCCGGUUUUUAUACCCUCUUCUCGUACUUCGUCCCGCAAGUCCGUGAUAUCCCUAUCUUAGGUCUGUACCUGGCCAAAAACUGGCUCUGGACCCUGAACCCGUCUCCCGCAUAUGUUGGCCAGGGGAUCAUCAUGGGUCCCUCGACCUGUAUGCACAUGCUCUUUGGUGCGUUUCUGGGAUGGGGGAUUCUUUCGCCGCUUGCGAAGGCUCGUGGCUGGGCCCCUGGUCCUGUGGACAGCUGGGAAGAUGGAAGCAAGGCUUGGAUUGUUUGGAUUUCGCUAGCCAUCAUGCUUGCGGACUCUCUUGUCAGCCUCGGUUGGCUGGUGGUAAGGCCGCUUGUACCCCGUGCAUCAAAGAUGAAAGACAAGCUUCUCCGCAGUCGUGCCGGGCAACGGGUUAUCUCUGGAGGAUCCGCGUCUUCCAACCUCCAUUUGUACAUCACCUACUCCGCCCUGAGCCCCAUUACCGAAGAAUCUUCCAUCCCAAGCCAUGCCGUCCCUUCCAUCGGGAGACGCAGCGCAAAUGACAACGACGACGAUGAUGAAGAUGCCCCUCCCUCCCAACUUAUAUCCACCCGUACAGUCAUCAUCCUACUCCCCUUGACUCUGAUCUUGAACGUCGUGUGUAUGCACAUUGUCUUUGGCGACAUCAUGUCCCCCCUGCUGUCCAGUCUCGCCACCUUCCUGGCAGUCCUUCUCUCCAUCAUGGGCGUACGUGCUCUUGGUGAAACCGACCUGAAUCCCGUCUCCGGGAUCAGCAAACUGACUCAACUGCUCUUCUCCCUGGCAACCCCUGCCUCUCACUUCUCUCGCCGCACCGCCCUUGUCACCAACCUCCUCGCGGGUGCCGUAUCUGAGUCCGGCGCCCUCCAAGCCGGAGACAUGAUGCAAGACCUCAAAACCGGCCAUCUCCUAGGCGCUAGCCCCAAGGCCCAGUUCUACGGCCAAAUUAUAGGCAGUCUCGUGGGCGCGGUGCUCUCCACCGCCGUCUACAAGAUGUAUGUCAGCGUCUACGAAGUACCCGGCCCCAUGUUCCAGACCCCUACUGCAUACGUCUGGAUCUUCACAGCCCGUCUCGUCACUGGCCAAGGCCUCCCCCCAAUGGCCUGGCAGGCAUCUCUGAUCGCCGGCAUAAUAUUCGUAGCCAUAACUAUCCUUCGCCUUGUCGCCGCAUCCCCCAUCGCCAACGGCGGCCGCAAAGACGUGUCCGCCCCUUGGCGAGACUGGAUCCCAGGCGGCAUCGCCGUCGCCGUCGGGAUCUUCAACGUCCCUUCCUUCACAUUAGCCCGCGCCAUCGGCGGCCUAAUCGCCUGGUGGUGGUCCCAACGACACGCAGCAAAGUCCGCUGCGGCGGCCUCAGACUCCGCUGCCGCCACUGGCGAUGUGGACGUGCAGACGAACCUAUCCGAGUCCUGGACUGCGGCUCAAGCCGGAGGAACACCAGCCCCAGGACAAGCCAUCAAGGAAGCGAAUGCGGAUGCCGCGUCCUCGACGGUUGUGGUCCUCGCCUCGGGGUUGAUCCUCGGUGAGGGGAUAAUCAGUAUUGUGAACUUGCUUCUGGCGAGUGGAGGUGUUCCGCAUCUUUGAUGCAGAAUGAAAAAGUAGGGCCGGUGUAUAGAUUAGAUUAGAUCUCCUAUUGGUUGGAUGGUUGAUAGUGAGUUGUCAUUACUAGUAUUAUAGUAAGGAGAUCAUGUGAAUAAAAUGUAGAGUUCUGUCUAUGUGCUUGGCGUAGGUAGCCCUGGGAAGAAUUAGGCCGUGGACUAACUACUACGUUGUAGUGUUCUGACUAGUGGUAUCUAG